GUCGCUGUCAAGUGGUCUUACAUCAUGUAAUAUUAGUACCUCUAGCACUAUGAAAACGACAUACAAUUCUGCCGGCAUCUGCCACGCUAGCAGAACAUGGUUCUGCUAGUUCUGUCCACAACACUAGAACUUAGAACGCAUGAGGGAAUAAGGUUAUGCUGAAUUUAAUUUUUCUUAGCACGUGAUGUGGGGCUGGAGCCUCAGGCUUAUGAUACACGCACCUCUGGUGCUUAGAGAAAGACACCUACAAUUCCUCCAAAGUCCACUCGCGAUCAACCUCCAGUAAAAUGUCGGAGCUCGUUCCGACCACUACACCCCUGCGAUAUUUCUAUCACCAUAUAGCAGACGUAACGACAGUUGCAGUUUUCCCCGAUAGACAACAGAUGGUUACGGGGGGCUUAAUGGAUAGAAGAUUGUGUCUCUGGGACUUGGCGACAGGUGUUAUGUUGAAGCAGUUGUAUGAACAUUACAGUGACGUGAGCUCACUGGUGGAAUUGGCGGUAUCACGAGAUGGGCAAUUAAUAGCAAGUGGUCAUACUGGUGGAGAGAUCACUGUCUGGUAUGGAGAAACUGAAAAGUCGACCCAAUACAUCAAAGCCCACUCCGAUUGGAUCUGCUCGCUGGACUUUGCUGCUGAUGGGACAGUGCUGGCUACUGGCUCAUUGGACAAAACAACAAAGUUGUGGAAUACUACAACCUGGGAGCAAAUCAAUGCAAUCGAGUGUGGUGGUUAUGUCAACUGCGUACGAUAUUCGCCGUCUGGAGAAUUUCUUGCCAUUGCAACAUCCAGCAUCGAAAUUUAUAAUCCAGGCACGAGGGAACGCGUCGCGUCAUUGGAGGCUCACACAAAAUCCAACUUGUCACUCACGUGGACACCCGAUGGCAAGCGCCUUCUCACAGCCGGUGAUAAUUACGAUCCUACCAUACGCGAAUGGGAUGCAUUGACCUGGCAGCAGGUUGGUGUUCCUUGGGCUGGCCACACUGACAGGAUCAAUGGCAUUGCCAUCAACGCUACUGGCACACUCGCCGCCUCCGCAUCUUCUGAUAACCAUGUCCGUCUUUGGCAGCUCUCAGAUCAACGAGCCAUUGUCACCUUCAAGCACCCAUCUACGUCAUUAUGCGUCACUUUCUCCGUAGACGGCAAGCACAUCCUCAGCGGAGCUGGCAAUAGGAUCUUAGAGUGGACAAUCAGUGAGAAACUUCAUCCAAAAAAAUCUGCAGGUCGCUCGUGGUGCAUCUGUGACCUUGAAGAUUCCAAGGGCUGCUACUCCGCUCUACUGACCACAUAUGAUCUGUGUGGCAUGAGGGUCCAGUCUCCUGACAUCUGUGACGAGCGUGGUGUCCAAAUUCAUGUCAGUGAAUACAAGACAAAGCUGAAAGAGGGAUCAAUUGUGGAGUUGGAGGUCAUUCUGAAGCUCUGGACCAUUAAGCCCUGUAGCAACUCUUCCAACCCUCGCGAUGCCAAUGGCUCCCAUAUGAUGCUACAGCAUAUGCAGCUGCUGCCAUGUGAGAAUUCUCUGUGGUUCGGUCCACAGUUCUCACAUCAGCCAGAACUGGACUGGAAAACGGUUCUUGGUUCUAGGUCUUCCCGAAUGGUCCCGUUCUGGUUCAGCAAGGCCGAACCAUUCCGAACCAUUAUCGACAUCGACUGCGACUGCGACUGUGACAAAGUUGGUCUCCACAUCAAACUGCUGUCUUUGGGAUUUGCACUAUUGGUUAAUCAGGCUACCUUCAGCCUUUUCAAGGCACCUUUGAUUUGUGUCCCACCAAUCAUCUGGACUGAACCAUCACUCAGCUCCAUCUUGCUGUCGUCCACCCACAAAUUACAGGUACCCUCAGCUCCUGUUGCCAAUAAACCCAGCCUAUUCCCUACCUUGUCUACUCCACAAAUAACCACCACCACUGCACCUACCACAUCAUCUACACCCUCCAUACCAGACUUUUUUGCUAAGCCAAUUGCACCAUUGACACCUGCACCUGCAGCUCCUUUUACCACUUCGAGCAACGCUGCCCCAACUUCUGCCCCAUCCACACCUGCACCGCUGAAGUUUGACUUUGGCAAGAAGCCUGCGAGCACGAUCCCAAAGCCUACUGCUGCACCUUCCCCUACCACAACUGUUGCCAAUGCUGCAAAACAGACUUGCCCUUUAUUCGCAUUUUCGGCAGCUGCUCCCCAAUCCAGUCCCCUGGGAGCGAGUUCACACGGCUGA
Molecule: messenger RNA, 2210 nt
Organism: Suillus bovinus
Lineage: Eukaryota; Fungi; Basidiomycota; Agaricomycetes; Boletales; Suillaceae
Product: quinon protein alcohol dehydrogenase-like superfamily
Exons: 8
Coding region: 288-2210 (640 amino acids)
Biological process (GO): transcription initiation at RNA polymerase II promoter
Cellular component (GO): transcription factor TFIID complex
Molecular function (GO): RNA polymerase II general transcription initiation factor activity; protein binding
Source: RefSeq, a predicted model, not a curated record